Branchiostoma floridae (Florida lancelet) is the source of this 2631-nucleotide messenger RNA. Its product is annotated as inversin-like. The transcript has 21 exons. The coding region runs from base 205 to 2631 and encodes 808 amino acids. Gene Ontology annotation, molecular function: protein binding. The record is from RefSeq and is a predicted model, not a curated record. Lineage: Eukaryota; Metazoa; Chordata; Leptocardii; Amphioxiformes; Branchiostomatidae.
UCCAAUUAUAACCUUUGACAUUCACCCGAGAUACAUCCCACAACACCACACAUCAAGUGUCAACUUUGCGUGAAAAAUGAAAUAUUGCCCGAGGAUAUGUGAUAAUUUCGCCGUCACAACUCACGCAGGAUGAUCCACAGGAUGUUUCUCACGUAGAUAACGACUUUCUGUGUCUCCCGGAGUCCAUUUUGAGUUACAUCAUAGAUGGCGACCAUGUUCGCACAGCCUGGGCCGUCUGGCAUCGGAGCGACGGGCGAACGUAAAAUCUCUGCCUCGUCGCUACGCCGGGAGCCAACCUCCGCCACACAGGUCCAUGCUGCGGCUGUAAACGGCGACAAAUCCAUGCUACAGAAACUCAUAUUCGCUAACCCAGAACUGAUAGACAGUGGAGACCAGUUCGGCAGGACUCCCCUGAUGUACUGUGUGUUAGCGGACAGACCUGAGUGUGCAGAAACACUGCUGAAGACUGGAGCUAAUGUCAACAAGAAGGACCAGGGGGGAAGGACUGCACUGCACUUAGCUGCACACAGGGGUAACUUCCGCUGUUUGAAACUGAUGAUCUCCAAGGGUGCAAACUGGAGAGAGAGAGACAAGGAGGCAGUGACGGCCCUGCAUCUGGCCACUAAACACAAGAGCCCCAAACUGGUGGCCUUAUUGUUAAAACAGAUGGAGCCAGGGGAUGUGGACAUGCAAGAUGAAAACAAGAGAACGGCCCUUCAUUGGAGUGCUUCAUAUGGGAAUGCAGAACACGUCAAAACCCUCAUCAAGCAUGAUUUUAACAUUGGCAUCCCGGAUACAGCCGGGAAGACUCCCCUGCACUGGGCAGCCAGCAGUAAGGACCCCUCUGCUGUACAGGCUGUCAAAUACUUACUGGAGGCAGCUCCGAGUGUGAUCAACUGGCAGGACUACGAGGGUCGGACAGCCCUGCACUUAGCUGUGGCUGACGGCAAUGAGAAAGUCGUGGAUGUGCUGACAUCACUUGAGAAGUGCAAUGUGACAGCACUCGACAACAUGUUUAGGACCGCACUGCACUGGGCAGCAGUAUUAGGUUACCACAAGAUUGUGGACCUCCUGUUAAGAAGAAAUGCAGACUACAGCAGUUCAGACUCCAACGGUGCCACACCACUUCACUAUGCAGCACAGAACAACCAUGCAGAAACUGUGAAAGUGUUCUUCUCCCACGAGCAAGUCAAGGACGAACCUGACAUUGAAGGUCGCACGGCUCUCAUGUGGGCUGCUGGGAAGGGUGCUGAUGAUGUCAUCAGAGUUAUGUUGGACAACAAUGCAGAUAUCCAUGCAGCUGACAAGACAGGAGGAACAGGGCUCCAUGCAGCAGCCCUGUCCGGACAUGCUCAGUCUGUUAAACUAUUGCUGGAUCAUGGUGCAUCAGUGAAUGUGGUAGACAUGCUGAACUUGACCCCGCUGUUCCGUGCCUGUGAGAUGGGUCACACCGAGGUUGUGCAAGUGUUGGUAGAGGGGGGCGCCAACAUUGACAGAACGGACAGAGAUGGCAGAUCACCCUUACACUGGGCGGCACUGGGAGGCCAUGCCCACAUUUGUCAACUGCUGAUUCAGAGCGGACGAAACCCUGAUGUCAAGGACAAGUCGGGCCGGACCCCCCUGCAGUGUGCUGCCUAUGGAGGCUUUAUCAACUGUAUGGCAGUUCUCAUGGAGAACAUGGCAGACCCAAACUUACAGGACAAGGAGGGCAUGACAGCGCUGCAUUGGUCCUGCAGCUCGGGGUACAUGGACGCCUGUAAACUCCUGUUACAGUACUCUGCCUUCCCUAACCACAUGGAGUUCACUGAGGACAGGUUCACACCACUGGACUAUGCACUGCUGGGAGGUCACCACGAGGUGGCACAGUACAUGAUAGAACAGGGGGCAUUAUCAAUCACUGGGAUACAGGAUCUGGCUGCUACAAAACUACAGGCCAUGUACAGAGGUUACAGAGUGAGGAAAACCUUCCUGGAGAGGAAAAAGCUGAUGCUGAAACAUGAACAGCUCAGGAAGGAUGCAUUAGCUAAAAAAAGGGCAGAAGAGGAAAGAAGACAGAAGGAGGAGGAAGAAGAACAAAAGGCCCAGGAGGAGAAAGCAGUACCUGUUGCUGUAAAAGAAAAGAAAGUGGAAAAACGAGACAAGGAGCUGGAAACCAAAGACAUGGAGCCUGUAAAAGUCAAGGCCACAAACACCAAACAGACAGUUGUCAAGAAAAGACACAUGUCCUCUGAUAGUAAACCCAGUCUGGAGCUGUGUCCAGAAGAAAUCCUACAGCAGAAAAGACAGGCAGUCCAGCAGGAGAAGGAGAGACUACAGCUGAUCCGCAGGAAACAGCAUGCUGCAACUGUUAUACAGGAGGCAUGGAAAAGGUAUAAAGCCAAACGGCCUGACCUGUUCAAGUACACCAUGAUGGCUGUGGGUGAGAGAAGGAAAGAGUCAGCAGAGGACGAGUGGAAGAGGGAGGUGGCAGCUCUGACUAUCCAGCUGGCCUGGAGAAAAUACUUCAGGAGAAAACUCUUGAGGUCGCUGUCCCCCAGACAGAGGAGAAUCCUCCACCCCUGGAGCCCGGAGGUCCUGGCAGCUAAACAGAGAACACUGGUGGAGCAAGUCUAUGGUAUGUGCAAUUUGUAG